AUGGACUCGGUGCUGACGACGGAUGAGGCCCGGCCGCUGAGCCGUCACCAGUCGCUCAAGAUGGAGUGGAGACCGCCGGCGGCGGCCGCCGCCAGGUUUCCGCUGGCGAUGUUUGGCGUGCGGCCGCUGCGCGGGCAGUCUCGUCCGGUGCCGGCGCCGCUGCCGCUUCGAGGCCAGUCUCGUCCGGUGCCGGCGCCGCUGCCGCUGCAGUACAGUCGGCCUCUCCGACCGCGGCUGGCGCCGUCUGGCACCGGCGCGGGCGCCGCUCGCAACAGCCGGGCUCCCGAGGCCGAGAUGCGCGAGAUGGCCGAGCUGGAGGCGCAGGAGCUGGCCUCGUGCGAGGCCGAGACGGCCCGGCCGCACACGAUCCCCACACUGCGCAUCACCAGGAACAAGGACGACGAGUACUCUGUGCAGUCGAGCGACGCGCCUCCGCCGGAUGACCGGCCCUCGUCGGCGCCGCCGCCGGCCCGGCCCAGGAAGAACGCCUCCUUCUAUAGCUUCGAAGCGGACGAGACGCGCCACACGCGGCUCGGCGACGACGGCCGGCCGCGCUUCGUGUGCGACAUCUGCCAGACGGUGUACCAGCGGCUGCACAGCAUCAAGCGCCACUAUUUUCGCGCGCACAUCAACCACAAGUACGUGCACGAGAGCGACAUGGCCAGCGCCGAGCUGACGGCGCUGCAGGACACGGCCGGCUUCCGCGAGGAGGGCGAGCGGCGUGACCGGUCACGCCUGCCGUUUUUAUACUGCUGCUACGCCUGCCGAACGCUGUAUGACUCGCUGGCCGAGGCCGAGCGGCACUGGCGUGCCGCGCACGCCGCAAGGCCACGCGAGCCGCCCGCCGGCAAGCGGUUUGACUGCGCCCAGUGCGAGCAGGGCUUCGCCACCAAGCGCGAGCUGGAGAGGCACGGCGAGGUGCACCAGAGCCAGACGUUCGCCUGCGGCUUCUGCGACCAGGUGUUCCCGUGCGAGUCCGUCAAGAAGCGGCAUGAGAAGAUCCACGCGCGCGGAGAGGCGCGCCCGGCCGAGGCCGGCGCUCAGCAGACGAUCGCCAAAAUCAACAUUGGCGGUGUCAAGGUGAGCGUCGGCAUCGGCAACCUGCAGCAGCUGCGCAAGAUCCAGGAGGCGUGCAAGGAGAUGUCGGAGACGAGCAACGGCGCCAUCAGCCUCGAGUCGGCCGAUCUGGAGGCGCUGGACCAGCUGGUGGAGGCCAAGCCGGCCAGCGAGCGCUACAACUACCCGUGUGCCGUAUGCCAGAAGAGCUUCUCCACAUACCGCAGCAUGUGCUGCCACCAGCGGAUGGCGCAUCCGAGCCGGCCAAUCCCCAGCAAGGGUCGGGCGGCGGUGCUGCGCUGCCCGGCGCAGGACGAGGAGGCGCUCUUGGAGCAGCGUGCCGCCGACCAGGCGCGCUUCCUCGCCGGUGUCGCGCGCAACGUGGCCGAAAACCUGGCCUCGUUCGUGGACGGCCGGGCCGCGACGCUGCCCUCCAGGCGGACGCCGCCGCCGCCGGCCGCCGCCUGCUACCGGGCGCUGACGGAGUGGCAGACGGCGCCACCGGCGACGGCCGCCGCUGCGCCGCUCAGCGGUGAGUGGGAGCGGCUGGCCUGCUUUCUGUGUCACGCCUGCGCCGCGGUGUUUUCCGGUCUGAACGAGCUGGAAGCACACAAAGCGCUGCAGCACCCGCACGUGCAGUGCGGCCACACCAGCCUACAGGAGGCGCCGCACGCGCUGGCGAUUCGCCGCGGCGUCGAGCGUUCGCUGUCCGCGCUGCAAACGCCACGGCUGGAGCGGCCGGCGAAGCCCAAGCCCAACAAAGACACCACCGCCGAGACCAUCGAGCGCAUGCUGGCGAACCUGCCGGCCAAGCGCAUCUCCAAGCAGCUGUUCCCAAUGCUGAGCGUGGUCCAGCUGCAGCGGCGGCAGCAGCAGACGGGCCCCGCUGCCGCCGCCGCCGUUGCCCCCGAACCGGGCCCCAGCGGCGUGUCGACUGGCCGUACCGCCUCGCGCCGGCUCUCGCGCGUCGAGGGGGUGCCAACGGCGAAGCCGCCGGCCGGCCGUGUCGGCACCGAGGAGGAGCCGGCGCGGCGGCGCCCCCUGCGCCGCCCGCCGGCCAGCAGGGCCGCCGUCGAGGCGUCAGCGAAGCGCCAGCUGGCAGCGGCGAGCGGCUGUGACGCGCUGGAUGUGACCGGUCGGGACCACGCGGAGCCGGAGGAGCCCGCCGCGGAGGGCGGCUCGGGGCGCACGUCGGCGACCGCAGGCGCCGCGGCGGCCGGCACGCAGGCUGUGAAGGAAUUGGAGUCCGUGGGGGAAGAGGAGCCCCAUGUCGCGCAGCAGGCUGUCGCCACGGAGGCGAAGGAGUCGGCCGUGCACCAGAUGCCCCAGUGCUCAGCAGCUGUGGUGCUCGCCGCAGGGGAAAGGGAGGAGCGUCCUGCUGCUGAGAGGAUCUCCGCUUCGCAGGGGAAGUUUCUCGCUGCAGGGGCGAACGGCCCCAGCGGGCAGGCGUGUGUCGUCUCGGAGACAGAUGAGGGCCACCCUGAGUGUGCAGGUAAAUCACAUACCCAGGCUGUGGAGACGAAGGACAAUCGGACUGCGCUCGCAGACGAAACCCCUGCUGUGGAGACGGACUCGCCUGCGGCGCGGACCAAAGAAGCGAGCGCUAUUAAAACGACUGCCGCGUUGAGCGUACAAACCUACCAGGCAUGCGUCGUGCUGACGGACGAAGUGGAUCGGGCAGCGAAAGGGGACACGGAGGGUUCGACGACUCGCGCCGCAACCACCGCCGGCGCAGAGGCAGCCUCAGACGUACUCGGAGAGGAGAAUGUCUAUCAGUCGGCGGAGGCCUCUGCCGCCCGGCCGACCGGUCUGACACCGGCAUCGGGGCAUGGCCAGCCGUCGCCGGGGGCAGCGACCGGCGCUGGCGCUGACGCGCCGUCUCCGGUGCGGGGGAAGGAGGGGCGCGGCGGGGCAGGCGAGGUGGCGCUACCACGGCCUAGUCGGAGGGCUGUGCAGGUGACGGUGCGUCGGUGUGACGCGCCGACGCGACCGCGGCCCCCCGUGCCCUCGGAACGGCGGCCCGGUGCACCUGCUGGCCGACCAGGGGGAGAGGCUGCCACACUCUCGGCGGACCGGCCUCCCGUGGCGGUGGGCGAGGGCCCACGAGUGGGCGAGGUGCUUGCUGUAGCGGAAGGCGGAAUGUCUGACGAAGGAUCAGGUCGGAUACAGGCUGUGCGGACGGGUGUCGUUUCUGCCGCGGCGGUCACUAAUGUAUCGGCAGAGUGUGAUGCGGGGCGGCCGGACCGGGGCCCGGCGGAAGCUCUGAAUAGGAGAGUAGACCACCGGGCUGAGCAUUCAUCAGGUGAGAGGGCGCACCACACGUCUGAGGUGCACGCGCUCGUGAUCGCGGCGACUGCUGCAAAUGACACCACCCGUGCUGUGAAUGAAAUGACAUCUGGUGCGGAGGACGGGGCUCCUGCUGUGAGUGUUGUGAUGUGUGAUGCUGCUGGGACAACCCGAAAUGUGAAUGCCAUAGUGUGUGACGCGCGGGACACGCCAACCACGGGACAGACCAGUGUGCGUGCAAGGAAGGAUACGACGCCCUCUGAAAAGAACGCAGUGCUUGGUGGAAACGAUGUGACGUCUGCUGCGAAGGACACGAUGUCUGAUUUGGAGGGUGUGGUGUCUGGGUUUGAAGAGACGUCGCUCGUAGAGGGGGACACAGCAUUCCCUGAAAAGGACUCAACGCCCAGUGGAAAUGACACUAUAUGUAGUGGAAAGGACAUUUCUUCCGGUGUCAGGAACGCGGCGUUCGACGCGAGGAACGUCGUACCCAACGCGGAGCACGUUGUGCCUGAUCACAGUGGGAGAUCGCCGGGUGCUGAGAAUCCAUUGCUCGCUGUGAAGCACGUAACGUCCGUUUUACAACUUACUGUACCUGGCAUGAAGAACGCAACGGCUGCUGCGAAAGGCCCGCCGUGUGAUUUGAGAGCCGUGGUGUCUGUCACCGCGGACACGGUGUCCGACGUCGCGGACACAACAUUUGAUGUGGAGGACACGGCGACUAACGCGGCCUGUCAGCGUCUCGCGCCGGCGGCGGGACGUCGGCCUCCUGCCCGGCCCGCUGAGCCCGUCCCGGCCUCAUCAGUGAAGGACACGCUCGGGCAGCGGAUGAGCCAGGUUUACAGCGAGUCGGCCGGCGUGGCCCUCGCUGGUCCAGCCGGAAGUGCGUCUGGUGCGCCGCCAGACCGGGCGGCGCCCACGUCAGUCGCGGCGCGCGGGGAGCCGCACCUGGCGACGGAGGAGGCGCGCGCCGAGGGUACCGCCUCUGGCAGCGAAGGAGACGCCCGCCGAGGUACUGCCUCUGAGGAUGGAGGAGGCGCCCGCUCAGCUGGCGAUGGCCGUGUCGCCCUCGCGAGGGCAGAAGAUAUCGGACGAGGAUCAUUCGGCUGUGACGAUAUCAGAGGUAACUGAACUUGCUGUGGCACGGGAGGGAGACACAGCCAGACCUGAGGCGUAUGAUGCCAGUGAUCCGUGUUUGAACCGGACGAACGAUAAUGAAGUGCUGUCGGCGCUGGCCGUACAUUCCAUUAAUAACGAUAAGCACGACGCAGACGAAGCCAUAACUGCUAAGAAAACCCACGAAGGCACGAUCUCGGCAGAGAGCGUGUCAGGUACACGCAAGUUGCCAACGGAGGAAAAUGUUUCGAGUAGGAAAAUCACAAUACAGGAUACGACGCCAAGAAGUCCAAAAGGUCGAACAGAAGCCAAAGUCAGGCCUCGCGCGGCAGGAAACACCGCAGGGAGUGGCAGUUCACGGAACCGUUCAGCUGAGAAAACAACGACAGAGGAGGAGUCCAAAUCAGGGAGUCCAAAAGAGCAACUGAAAGCUGAAGUCAAGUCCGCUAUGGCAGGAGACGCCAUAGGCAACCUCAGGUCGCAGCGUUCUUCUCGGAGCUCCAGCCUACAGCGGCCUUGUAGCGUGGCCUCUUCGGGAAAGAAGCCGGCUUUCACUAGAGCCCAGUCCAAUUCCCCGCGGCCGUCCAGGGGCGCGCGGGCGCCCGCCGCCGGCGCCGUGGGUCGGGC
Pollicipes pollicipes is the source of this 5082-nucleotide messenger RNA. RefSeq lists its product as uncharacterized. The record is from RefSeq and is a predicted model, not a curated record. NCBI's taxonomy places the organism in Eukaryota, Metazoa, Arthropoda, Thecostraca, Pollicipedomorpha, Pollicipedidae. The coding region runs from base 1 to 4470 and encodes 1489 amino acids. The transcript has 8 exons.